CACUGCGUAGGGGCAGAACGGGGGACCCGGCUUGGAACCCCACGUGGGCGAGGUCUCACGCAGGUCUAUGCAGUGUUAAAGGCAUUUGAGCUUCAGCGCAUAGACUUGUGAGAAGGUGUAGUGACAUUUAAUUGUCCGCAGAAGUUGCGAGAAGAUGAAGAUCCGCUGUAGUUCAUCUUUCGAAGGGGUUUGAUACUCGGAUAAGCACUGCAUCACACGCGGUUUUUUUUUUGGGGGAGAUCGCUCAAUGAACAAUAUGACUGGACAGGCUGUGAUGGAGUUAGUCGAUGUCUGUCAAGUGCGCCGAAAGGUGUUUCAUAAUUCGCAUGUAGUGCGGGCACCUACUGGCGCGCACCUGUUGGAUUGAUUCUAUACCUUUGGUUCCUUUCUCAUCGCUUCGUUUUCAUCCCCAGUCGUGUUGCCGUAGAAAUCGGAAGAGACAUUGAUGAUUUAGAAGCGCUGCUCCGGCGGGGUGACUGCAGCAGAAAACAUGAAGUUACUACGGCGCAGUGGACUGCAAUGGUCGUCUAAAUCCACCGGACCCGCGACCCCACCGCCGCCGUUACACUUGUGGAAGCAAGCCAUCGGAGAUAAUGGCGCUGAACUUCGCGCGCAAGCAAAGCGGGAGGCGCUGCGCAAGGAGUUUUUUCGGAUGUUCAGUCAACCGAUUUCGGAGCAGAUAGGAAGAUACGGGAAGACACUUCCACUAGGCGGGACGGGGCUGAUGCUUCUGUGUUGGCUUCCCGGCAUGCUGAUCGCAGUCGGGAGCGCGUACUGCUACAAGACAAGAGGCGCACUACCGUGGGGAGGAUUUUUUGACAAGAAAGGCGAAGCAGAUGAGAAAGCCUUGGGAGGUGGAACAACACAUGGAAGCGGCGGCUUCGAGGGUGUUUCGGCGUUCGGGUCCGCAGACGCAGCUCCCGAAGCAGUAGGACCGAGGACGUCGUGCGACUUACCAUCUAUUGCACAUGGCGAGAACUGUUUAUGUUUGCCGGGUGACGUAGCGGCAGCGGACGGAGAGCGCUUCAGUACGGGCGUGAACGUAGCUGAGGGUGAGACUGCCAGCUACUUCCAGGACGACCAACCCUGCGGAGAGAUACGCGUCGCAGCCUAGUGCACAAGAGGUCUAGCAGGGCUACUGGAGUCAGAUGCGCUGUCAACCUUUCGAGAGGGACGGGGAACAGCAGCGUCUACGAAACUUAAAGGUGCGGGCGCGUAUCACAGAGAUGGCAUUCUUGCAUCUGGACGCCCCGUGUAAAGGUCUCCACAGUAAAUCCUGCUGCGCUCAGGCUGACUGGGGGCGCAAUGUGUAAAGCUGUAUCCCAAAAUGCGGCGUGCCUGCUAUGUAGCAGUGCAAGCGCUGCAUUGUUUUUCGGUGCGGAGCAGUCAGAUUUGUUUGUGUCGUGUACUUCCUUGCUCACUGUCUUCUGCGGAAUCUAAAGAUCUAAUCAGCUG
Messenger RNA from Amoebophrya sp. A120, 1455 nucleotides. NCBI's taxonomy places the organism in Eukaryota, Dinophyceae, Syndiniales, Amoebophryaceae. The record is from the annotation of a GenBank genome assembly.